Platichthys flesus (European flounder) is the source of this 3239-nucleotide messenger RNA. It is a transcript of the gene pou3f2a, whose product is annotated as POU class 3 homeobox 2a. Lineage: Eukaryota; Metazoa; Chordata; Actinopteri; Pleuronectiformes; Pleuronectidae. Gene Ontology annotation, biological process: brain development; regulation of transcription by RNA polymerase II. The record is from RefSeq and is a predicted model, not a curated record. The transcript has a single exon. The coding region runs from base 1 to 1377 and encodes 458 amino acids. Gene Ontology annotation, molecular function: RNA polymerase II cis-regulatory region sequence-specific DNA binding; DNA-binding transcription factor activity, RNA polymerase II-specific. Gene Ontology annotation, cellular component: nucleus.
AUGAGCGGGGUGCUGUCAGGGGUAACCACAUCUGUCAACCGUUCUUGGCCAAUAAAGAGCGGAGCGAGGCGGACCACAGGUGCGCGCCUCUGCGUCCCCUUGGCACAGCGCCCGGGAGAUGCUAGAGAGAGACGCCGAGCUGCCCCGUGGCGCAAAAGAGUUACUGUCAAAGGCAGCCUCCUUUUAACUCCAGCUAUCACUCUGGCUCCGAUAGUUAUGGCGACCGCAACGUCCAACCACUACAGCGUGCUCAACACCCCCAGCAGCGCGCCGCCGCCGCACUCGGAGUCCGGGAGCAUGCAGCAGGCGGCAGCGUACAGGGACGCGCACACCCUGCUCCAGAACGACUACAGCACGUUACCGGGCGGUGGACAUCCGCUCAGCCACGCGCACCAGUGGAUCACGGCGCUGUCUCACGGUGACAGCGGGGCACCCUGGCCGUCCAGUCCCCUCGGAGAGCAGGACGUGAAGCCCGUGCUGCACGACAGUGACCGAGAGGAGCUGCAGAACUCCAGCAGUCUGCAGCAGCAGCAACAGCGACACCCUCACCUAGCGCACCAGCAGGCGCAUCACGACGCCAGAGCAUGGCGAACCAGCACGGCCACCACGCACAUCCCGGGUAUGGCGACAUCUGAGGGCCAGAGCCUGGUGUAUUCUCAGUCCGGCUUCGGCCUGAUGCCGGGGGGAGAGCAAGGGGGGAUGCAUCACCACCCCCUCCGGGAUGAGGACCACCACAGCCUCAGUCCGCAUCUCAGCGAUCACGGAGGCGGCCCCGGGGCCCAUCAGCAGUCUCUCUCGCACCAUCACCAGCACGGGGGCCACCAGGACCAUUCAGACGAAGACACGCCGACCUCCGACGAGUUGGAGCAGUUUGCCAAGCAGUUCAAGCAGCGGCGCAUCAAGCUGGGCUUCACCCAGGCGGACGUGGGACUGGCUCUGGGGACGCUGUAUGGAAACGUCUUCUCUCAGACCACCAUUUGCAGGUUCGAGGCGCUUCAGCUCAGCUUCAAAAACAUGUGCAAACUCAAACCCUUGUUGAACAAGUGGCUGGAGGAGGCGGACUCCACGUCGGGGAGCCCCACAAGCCUGGAUAAAAUCGCGGCGCAGGGGAGGAAAAGGAAAAAGAGGACCUCCAUCGAGGUGGGAGUCAAGGGGGCUCUGGAGAGCCAUUUUCUCAAAUGUCCAAAACCUGGAGCGGCGGAAAUCACCUCCCUGGCGGAGAGUCUGCAGCUGGAGAAGGAGGUGGUGAGGGUUUGGUUCUGUAACCGGCGGCAGAAGGAGAAGAGGAUGACCCCCAUUGGGGGACAGAUACCGGGAGGAGAGGACAUGUACGGGGACACCCCUCCUCACCACGGAGCACAGACUCCUGUGCAGUGACCUCAGUUUUAUCCUGAGCCACACACGGACCCCAUCACGGAGGUACAAGUCCUUCCUUAUUUCUUUGACUCUAUGCUGGAACCGCUCGGUACUGGACCCCAGCCAGUAGUAAUGUUGGACCCUUGACUGACACAGCGGGGAGAUACAGUGGCGCAGAAAAUACGCAUAGCGGAGAUGAUGGAGAGGGUUCAUGGCGCGGGGCUGCCAGGCGCAUUGGGAUACGACUGGCGUGUGAAAACCAAAAAAAAAAGAGAAAAGAAAAAGAAAGAAAUCACAAAUCUGCUUUUCUACACCUUCAAGGCGCCGGCGUGUCAUUAUUCAAGGUGUCAUAACAAGGGGACAGAGGCAGGGUGUGUGUGUUGAUGUGGACACGAGGUUGUCCACAGGGGGGAAAUAUAAAAACUAGCUCCGGGCGUGAUGUGGAAGCGUCGCAGCCAGAGUCAGACUCAGAGUGGGUAAAUAAACGCCAUCUUUCCGUCAUAACAAGAGCAACAGGGGUUCUUCAUUCACACACACAGGGAGAGAGAAAGCGAGAGAGAGAGGGCUGAAAUGGCAGACACCUGCUGUAGCCUGCUAUGUUAAAAAUGAAGGCCAAUAUCAACCAAUUAUUGGGAUUAUUUUAUUACUAUUAUUGUUGUUAUUAUGUCAUCAUCAUGACCAAUCAAAUGUGUUGAUCUAAUGUCAAAAUGCAUCAGUAUAUUUAUUAUUUAUUUAAUGUGGUAAGGAAAACAAUCUGACAUUGCAAUAAAAUAAUAACAAUGAUAGUAAUAAUAAUAUUAAUGAUAAUGGUAGCGAGUAUUGGUUGAUGCUUUUCUUUCCGUGCAGACUUUGCUGGGCGCCUGUUUACAGUGUGUUUUUUGCUGUUUAUUAUCUUAUUUCUGUACUUUUCCAAAAUGCUGUGAAACGAUAAAGACCAAGACUGUCCGGCUGCAACACUCGAAGCAGUUCAGCCCAAUUUGCCUUCCUUUCCUAAAAGAAGAAGAAGAAGAAAAAAAACAACACAGAAGUAUAAAAAAAAAACAAAAACAAAAAAACAAAAAACAUGAAAAUAAUGGUUACAAAAAAAGAUCAAAAAAGUGAAUAUAUCCUGGUACCAGCUCUGGCCGCAGUGGCUCCACUACUUCUACUGUAUGACUCAUUCAUUCACUGAGAAGACAAUUUGUGGGAUGUAUCUCCAUUCGUUUUUCGUAUGGCUUCGUUUGUUUGUAUAUUUGUUUGUUUGUUUGUUCCGUUUUCUCUGUCAGUCUGUGCCAAAGCACAAACACAGACACGUGCUCUUGUGCCACUUUAAUCCUGUGAUUUAUGAACCUGAUCUGACGGUGGAGGGUUACGAGGGGAAAUCCAGCAGUGAAGUUGGAGAUUUUAUUCUCUGACUCAAAUUCAAAGAUAAAGUAUCGAUUUUUGCUCUUUUUCAUCAGACACACAAAUUCCAAUGAAGGGUGUACAUGACUGCAGGAAAAAUAUCUGAAAUGAAAUAUUAUGUGAAUUACAGAAGAGUUACAGAAGUUUUUUUGCGUUUGAAAAAACUUUAUAAACUCAAGGCCCAGUUAACAAUCAGGAUCAAUAGCCAAACAAUCAUCACGAAUUAAUAGAAAUUACGCAUAGCAAGAUGUUUUGACAAUUUAACGCAUUUCAUGGACACAUUGCAUAAUUAUAAUAUUAACUCACGUUUGACCUGCUUUAUUCCCUAAGUAAAAAGACAAUACGUGUUAUUCUGAACACGUCGCCUCGAUCCUUCAGCUGAAUUUGAGUCUCUGAGGCGGAAAGAGGAAAAAACGGAAACUCAACCAAACCAAAACAAAAUCGCAUUGACCUGAAAUCUGUGAUCAAACCAAGAAGGAGGCGGAGAAAAGAAAUCAACG